Molecule: messenger RNA, 630 nt
Organism: Dracunculus medinensis (Guinea worm)
Lineage: Eukaryota; Metazoa; Nematoda; Chromadorea; Rhabditida; Dracunculidae
Source: the annotation of a GenBank genome assembly
AUGUAUCUUUGUGUUACUCCUAAAAAUAAUGAAAUUUUUAGGGAUCUUUCAUUUAGUAAAUCUUAUAUCUCGGAUUGCCUGGAAAUAGUCUUUGAAAAUGCAAUGAUUAUUAAUCCAAUUAAUGCAUUUUGGUUGAGAUCGUUUGCUGAUUUCAGAUUCGCGCAAGAAAAGCAUGCUGAUGCUUUGACAUUAUAUAUGGAAGCUUGCCUUGUUUGCAGUGAAUCGUUUACUCGUUCAUUCCCUGACAAUGUUGUUGAUGAUAUAUUAUGGCGAAAAAUUCAGCAAUGCUUACGAAAAUUAGGAAUGGUAACGCUUGCAGCAGCCGUAUCACAAUUAUUGAGAAUGCCUUAUGAUAAUCAUUUAACAAAUGCAAAAGCAUUAUUAGACUCACAUGGUGAUACUUUUGAUGCUUGUACUGCAUAUUUUCCUCUCAUCAAUGAUAUUAAUCUAAUUGAAUUCAUGAAUGAUGUCUAUGAGAAAUUGCGGCUGCAUCGAAAAAGUAAUCUUUUGUUAAAUUCAUUAGCAGUUCCGGAAAUGAAUGCACAUAACAUAACUCAUUUAGAACGAUUUCGACGUGGUGAACGACUUUUGCUCAUUCUUUGCUCUCAAAUAUUUUGUAUAUAUUUAUGA